UGAAAAUACCGAAACGGUGAAAGAAGGGGUACAUACAGUACAGGUUCUUUAAAAUAAAAUUUAUUUUUCCAGCAAAAAAAUAAAUUGUUUUUUAUUUAUUAUUAUUUUCAAUAAAUUGCCGCGCGUUAUUCCCGAGAAAAUGGCGACGCGAUCCUUGUGGCGCGGCCGAGCCAAAUUCGCGGCGGUAACCACCGCCUUAUUCGGCGGAGUAGCGGCGGCCAACGUAGCUACCUCCGAUGAUCCUUCCAGGACUCUGAAGCUCUACACUGCAGUUCCUGUUCGCCUGUUUCGUGACUGCGUCACUGCUGCUAGUAUCGCCUUUGAUUAUGAGUACUCACUGUUGGGACUGGCUGAAGAUAGUGAUGAAAGGUCACGUGUUAAGCAUGAAGUUCAUCUAAGAUCUGCACGUAAACUUCAAGAAUUAUGUUUCAAGAAUGGAGGCAUAUAUAUCAAGCUCGGUCAACAUAUUGGACAGCUGGAGUACUUAGUACCUCAUGAGUAUGUUCAGACAAUGAGGGAGUGUAUGUUAAAUAAAUGUCCUGUUUCUUCCUAUGAUCAAGUGUGUGAAGUGUUCAAGAAAGAGUUGGGAGAGACACCGGAUAAAAUAUUCUCUGAAUUCGAUCCUGUUCCUAUAGCAAGUGCUUCACUGGCUCAAGUUCAUGUUGCUCAGCUGCCUGAUGGCCGUAAAGUUGCUGUGAAGGUUCAGCACAUUCACAUGACAGAUACUGCAGCUGCAGAUCAGGCCACCGUGGAAUUAAUUGUGAACACCUUGCAUUGGAUUUUUCCUUCUUUUGAUUACAGAUGGUUGGUUGACGAAAUUCGUGAAAGUUUACCUAAGGAGCUAGAUUUCUUGGUUGAGGCCAAGAACAGUGAGAGAUGCUUGGAUAAUUUCUGGAAACUAUCUCCUCAUAUUGCACCUUAUGUAUAUGCACCAAUAGUGUAUUGGAGUUUGAGUACCAAAAAAUUAUUAACCAUGGAAUAUAUAGAUGGAGCACAAGUAAAUGAUUUGAAGUCUAUUCGAAAGCUUGGUGUUCAACCACAUGAAGUUUCUAAAUUAGUUAGUCAAGCUUUUGCUGAAAUGAUGUUCAAACAUGGGUUUGUUCAUUGUGACCCACAUGCAGCAAACCUACUGAUUCGCCCGAUGCCUUCUAGCAGAAAGAGCAUUCUAGGCAAGAGAGAACCACAGUUGGUUCUUCUAGACCAUGGACUGUACAAAGAUCUUGACUUCCAGACAAGAAUUAGUUAUGCUUCACUCUGGAAGGCAUUGAUAUUUUCUGAUGCUAAAUCCAUAAAGGAAAACAGUGUGAAACUGGGUGCUGGAGAGGAUUUGUAUGCGUUAUUUGCUGGAAUUCUUACAAUGAGGCCAUGGAAUAGAGUAAUAGAUCCAGCUAUUGAUCACUUAGUCAUACGAGGUGGUGACGGUGACCGAUCUGAACUACAGAUGUAUGCUUCUCAGUAUUUCCCCCAAAUUUCAGAGCUUUUAAGGAGGCUACCACGUGUAAUUCUUUUGAUGCUAAAAACAAAUGAUUGUCUACGAUCAGUUAAUAAUGCCCUGUUGCAGGAGUCUUCUCUGGAAACAUUCUUGAUAAUUGGAAGGAUAUCUUCUGAAGCUGUUAUUGAGGCUAAAUUGUUAGAGAGUAAAUCCUUGUUGGUUCGGUUGAAUGUUUGGAUCGAUGAAAUUUUAUUGGACGCUCGACUUUUUGGAAUGCAGGUGGCCCUAUGGCUUUUGCAGCUGAAGAGAGCUUUGUGUUGGAUAUACUGAAGAGAUGUUCUUAUAAUUAUUCUUUGGUUCCUGAACUGGGCUCGCACAUUCUUUUUCUCCAUAGGUCACAUUCCCCACGAAAAAAAAUACAGGGUCUCGAUCAUAUGGGAUUUGAUAUAUAAUUGAUUUUAUAAAAUUGAAGAACAAAUAAGUGAUUCUUUUCUUUUAACCAAAAAAGAGGGAAACAAUUCACUGUUUUUGGUUUCAAGAUGCAGACUUUUAAUUUUUUUUUUUUUUGGAUCUCAUCGAUCUUUGUAAACAUUUUAUUCCAACUCGUAAAGUGAGAGACUGAAAGAAAAUGAUUCAUUCGGGAUGCUAGUUCUUACACACAACUUCACAAUAAUUAAUUGAUUAAUUUCCCUGGAAA
Cannabis sativa is the source of this 2129-nucleotide messenger RNA. RefSeq names its product putative ABC1 protein At2g40090. Gene Ontology annotation, biological process: mitochondrion organization; lipid homeostasis. Gene Ontology annotation, cellular component: mitochondrial inner membrane. NCBI's taxonomy places the organism in Eukaryota, Viridiplantae, Streptophyta, Magnoliopsida, Rosales, Cannabaceae. The record is from RefSeq and is a predicted model, not a curated record. The transcript has 12 exons. Bases 140 to 1762 code for a protein of 540 amino acids.